AUAAGAGCAUGCUGAGCGACGAGUAUUACUUAGAAAAACACAUACAAUUUAUCGUUAUAAAACACCUUUAGGCUAGAUAAUUUAUCGUAGGUAUAGGUACUUAUGAAAAUGACUGAAAAUAUUUCCAGUUUUAAAUUUAAGCUCAUUUUUUUUGAUUCAGUGUUACUCGAGUUACGUAAAACUUUUAUUAAUUUGAAACAUGCUUGAAAAAGUAAUAGUUACUGUGAAGGAAGGAAAAGUACAAGGAUUCAAAACAAAAACUGCGUAUUCUGGAGCAGAAUUUUAUUCCUUUCUGGGAAUACCUUAUGGGCAACCAACUGGAGGGGCAGCUCGAUACAAGGAUCCAGUGAAAGUAAAACCGUGGAAUCACAUCUUGGACGCGACAGUUGAAAGAAAUGGUUGUCUUCAAUUUUCGCUUAGGCAAAAAGAUAUCGUUGGCUCAGAAAAUUGCUUGUAUAAUAAUAUUUAUACACCAAAGCUUCCAUCAAAAGGUGAACCUUUGAAAGCAGUUAUUGCAAAUGUACACCCAGGAGGAUAUUUUCAUGGUUCACCAGAUCCUUCAUACUAUGGAAGUCCAGAUUAUAUUAUGCAUAAAGAUGUGGUAUAUGUCUGCAUAGGACACAGACUGCACUUUUUAGGAAAUUUGAACUUGCAUAUGAAAGGCUGUUCGGGAAGUCAGUGUUUGAAAGACCUUACAUUGAGCUUGCAAUGGAUUAAAGAAAAUAUUAGCGCUUUUGGAGGUGAUCCCGAUAAUGUAACUUUGAUGGGCAGUAGCAGUGGUUCUUCAUUAGUGCACUUUUUACUAUUGUCACCUUUAGCUAAGGGUUUAUACCACAGAGCAAUCCUCAUGGGUUUAUAUGUUUUUUGUCCAUUACUUAAUUUUCCAAUGGACCAUGUGGCAAUAGCAUACGACGUUGCAAAGAUGAUCCAUUACGAUGGGAAACCAGAUGACCAUAAAAAACUGCUGACUUUUUACAAGAAUGUCGAGUUCACCAGAUUAUUCGUUACAAGACCCGAACACUUUUUCAGUAAAACCACAUUACAAGUUUAUCCAUGUUCACCACUCAUACCAACUCCUGAACCUGGUGAAAAUUCCCCUUUACAAGUACCAGUUAGGGAGCUUAUCCCUUCAAUGAAUCGGGUUCCAAUAAUGAUAGGAUUUUGUGAACGAGAAGGUUGCAUGGCCCUUGCAUUGCUUCGAAAUUUCAAAAGAUCCAUAAAUGAUUGUUUCCCUAAAGCACUUGGUCAAAAUGAUUUUGGAUGGGGAGCUUCCUUGAACGACGAUGAAUUGAAACAAAUAAAAAAAGAAGUGGAAAAUUUUUAUUUGGCCGGAGAAUCAAUAGCGACAGCUUCACAGCCAACUUUAUGUGAUAUUAUAACAGAUGCUGGUCUAUCUGAGGCUUAUGAUUCAUUGAUAAAUGUAGUCUCAGCGGAUCCUACCUCACCAGUAUAUGUGUAUAAUUUUCACUAUGAUGGUAAAUUAUGUAUGAUGAAAGCACAAACGGAAAGACUAUUAGAAAAACCAUUGAAAGGUGCCUUUCACGGAGCCGACUACAGCUAUUGGAAUUAUGCGGAAGAAACUGCUGGUAAAACUAUGGCCAACAUUCAACCAAAAGAUCGCCAAACAAUAGACACAUUUACAAGUCUUGUGACCACAUUUGCUAAAACUGACAAUCCCAAUUAUGAAGGAAUGGAGGUCAAAUGGGAACCUACGACUCCUGAGAAUCCAAGUCAUUUGAUUAUCGACGAGACUUUACGAACUCAAGAAGGACUGCUGAAUGGUGAACGAAUGGAAUUUUGGCACAAAUUGAAAGACAAAUUUGGAAAAAAAUGCUAAAAGUUUGAAUAAAAUCGCAGAAGUACUGUGACGAUAGGGGAUGCGCCCACAGCUUCCACCUAAAGGGAAGAUGUGUUCCUGCGGAGUGGCUGCACUGCUUAAGUAGUGCACUCUGUCGGUUUAGUUCGAGUAUAGCCACUCCGCCAUUAGAGACGUUACAAACGUUAAGUAUUUUUUCACUGGUGUUCCGGUACGGAUGCAUUUCAGAGCUUCCACUUGCAAUCGUCAUUGCAAGUGUCUUUUUAUAAUGAUUAGUGUGUCUUUUUGUAAUAUAUCGAUUCGGUUUUAUAUCAGAGAUUUAUACAAUAAAGCUGAACACUUUCA
Messenger RNA from Planococcus citri (citrus mealybug), 2161 nucleotides. RefSeq names its product esterase FE4-like. NCBI's taxonomy places the organism in Eukaryota, Metazoa, Arthropoda, Insecta, Hemiptera, Pseudococcidae. The record is from RefSeq and is a predicted model, not a curated record. The coding region runs from base 200 to 1837 and encodes 545 amino acids. The transcript has 10 exons. Gene Ontology annotation, molecular function: serine hydrolase activity.